UUUGUUAAAGUUCCACGUGGACCUGAUCGUCCCGGAAAAGGUUCAUAUUGGACAUUGCAUCCCGACGCUGGAAAUAUGUUCGAGAAUGGUUGCUAUUUGCGACGACAGAAACGUUUCAAAUACAAAUCAUUCAGAUAUGAUGACAAUAGUAAUUCAAUAUGCUCAACAGCAAAUGAUUGUUCUUCAAGACAGGCCAAUAAUAUUCGAACGGAUUCAUGCACAAAACAAGCAUCAAAAGCUCGAUCACGCGCAGCUAAUAAUGGACAACAUCAACAAUCUUCAUCAGGUAUUACAUCGACAAAUCUGAAUAAAAACGAUCCAUUAGCAUCAAACAGU
Molecule: messenger RNA, 336 nt
Organism: Adineta ricciae
Lineage: Eukaryota; Metazoa; Rotifera; Eurotatoria; Adinetida; Adinetidae
Source: the annotation of a GenBank genome assembly